UUUUUUCUAGUGGUAAGAUUCUUUUUUUUUUUUUUUCUUUUUCUUUGGAAAGAGGGGAAUUUCGUCCCAAAUCAAAGGAAUGAAGUCUGGCUCCGGAGGAGGGUCCCCGACCUCGCUGUGGGGGCUCCUGUGUCUCUCCGCCGCGCUCUCGCUCUGGCCGACGAGUGGAGAAAUCUGUGGACCAGGCAUCGACAUCCGCAAUGACUACCAGCAGCUGAGGCGCCUGGAGAACUGCACAGUGAUCGAGGGCUACCUCCACAUCCUGCUCAUCUCCAAGGCCGAGGACUACCGCAGCUACCGCUUCCCCAAGCUCACCGUCAUCACCGAGUACCUGCUGCUGUUCCGCGUGGCCGGCCUGGAGAGCCUCGGGGACCUCUUCCCCAACCUCACGGUCAUCCGUGGCUGGAAACUCUUCUACAACUACGCCCUGGUCAUCUUCGAGAUGACCAAUCUCAAGGACAUUGGGCUGUACAACCUGAGGAACAUUACUCGGGGGGCUAUCAGAAUCGAGAAGAAUGCUGACCUCUGUUACCUCUCCACGGUGGACUGGUCCCUGAUCCUGGAUGCCGUGUCCAAUAACUACAUCGUGGGGAACAAGUCCCCAAAGGAAUGUGGGGACCUGUGUCCCGGGACCAUGGAGGAGAAGCCGGUGUGUGAGAAGACCACCAUCAACAACGAGUACAACUACCGCUGCUGGACCACGAAUCACUGCCAGAAAAUGUGCCCCAGCGCGUGCGGGAAGCGCGCGUGCACGGAGGACAACGAGUGCUGCCACGCCGAGUGCCUGGGCAGCUGCACGGUGCCCGACAACGCCACGGCGUGCGUGGCCUGCCGCCACUACUUCCACCGCGGCGAGUGCGUGCCCGACUGCCCGCCCGACACCUACAAGUUCGAGGGCUGGCGCUGUGUGGACCGCGACGCCUGCGCCAACAUCCCCAGCGCCGAGAGCGGCGACUCGGAGGGCUUCGUCAUCCACGACGGCGCCUGCAUGCAGGAGUGCCCGUCGGGCUUCAUCCGCAACGGCUCCCAGAGCAUGUACUGUAUCCCCUGCGAAGGUCCUUGCCCCAAGGUUUGUGGAGAGGAAGAAAAGAAGACAAAAACUAUCGACUCCGUUACUUCUGCUCAGAUGCUCCAAGGAUGCACCAUCUUCCGGGGAAAUUUGCUCAUUAAUAUCCGACGAGGCAAUAACAUUGCUUCGGAGCUGGAGACCUUCAUGGGGCUCAUUGAGGUGGUGACGGGUUACGUGAAGAUCCGCCAUUCGCACGCCCUGGUCUCCUUGUCCUUCCUCAAAAACCUUCGCCAUAUUCUAGGAGAGGAGCAGCUGGAAGGGAACUACUCCUUCUACGUCUUGGAUAACCAGAACCUUCAGCAGCUGUGGGACUGGGACCACCGCAACCUCACCAUCAAAUCGGGGAAGAUGUACUUUGCAUUCAACCCCAAGCUGUGUGUUUCCGAAAUUUACCGCAUGGAGGAAGUGACGGGGACGAAAGGACGCCAGAGCAAAGGGGACAUAAACACUAGGAACAAUGGGGAAAGAGCCUCCUGUGAAAGUGACGUCCUGCAUUUUACCUCUACCACCACGUGGAAGAACCACAUCAUCAUCACGUGGCACCGGUACCGGCCCCCGGACUACAGGGACCUCAUCAGCUUCACCGUGUACUACAAGGAGGCACCCUUUAAAAACGUCACAGAAUAUGAUGGACAGGAUGCCUGUGGCUCCAACAGCUGGAACAUGGUAGACGUGGACCUCCCUAACAAUAAAGACAAGGAGCCCGGCAUUCUCCUGCAGGGGCUGAAGCCCUGGACACAAUAUGCCGUCUACGUCAAGGCCGUGACCCUCACCAUGGUAGAGAAUGACCACAUCCGUGGGGCCAAGAGUGAAAUCUUAUACAUUCGCACCAAUGCUUCAGUUCCUUCCAUUCCACUGGAUGUCCUCUCGGCUUCGAACUCCUCCUCUCAGCUGAUCGUGAAGUGGAAUCCACCAUCCCUGCCCAAUGGCAACCUGAGUUACUACAUCGUGAGGUGGCAGCGACAGCCUCAGGACGGCUAUCUGUACCGGCACAACUACUGCUCCAAAGACAAAAUCCCCAUUAGGAAAUAUGCCGAUGGCACCAUCGACGUGGAGGAGGUGACAGAGAAUCCCAACACAGAGGUGUGUGGCGGGGAGAAAGGACCCUGCUGCACUUGCCCCAAAACGGAAGCUGAGAAGCAAGCUGAGAAGGAGGAGGCCGAGUACCGCAAAGUCUUUGAGAAUUUCCUGCACAACUCAAUCUUUGUGCCCAGACCUGAAAGGAAGCGGAGAGACAUCAUGCAGGUGGCCAACACCACCAUGUCCAGCCGGAGCAGGAAUGCCACAGUGGUGGACGUCUACAAUAUCACAGACCCAGAAGAGGUGGAGACAGAAUACCCUUUCUUUGAGAGCAGAGUGGAUAACAAAGAGAGAACUGUCAUUUCGAACCUCCAGCCUUUCACUUUGUACCGCAUCGAUAUUCACAGCUGUAACCACGAGGCUGAGAAGUUAGGUUGCAGCGCCUCCAACUUUGUCUUUGCAAGAACCAUGCCUGCAGAAGGAGCAGAUGACAUUCCUGGACCGGUCACCUGGGAACCAAGGCCAGAGAACUCCAUCUUUUUAAAGUGGCCAGAACCUGAGAACCCAAAUGGACUCAUUCUGAUGUAUGAGAUCAAAUACGGUUCCCAGGUGGAGGACCAGCGGGAAUGUGUGUCCAGACAGGAAUACAGGAAGUACGGAGGGGCCAGGCUUAACCGGCUAAACCCAGGGAACUACACCGCCCGAAUUCAGGCUACCUCUCUCUCUGGAAAUGGGUCGUGGACAGAUCCUGUGUUCUUCUAUGUCCCAGCCAAAACCACCUAUGAAAAUUUCAUGCACCUGAUCAUCGCUCUGCCCGUGGCCAUCGUCCUGAUCGUGGGGGGUCUGGUGAUCAUGCUGUACGUCUUCCACAGAAAGAGGAAUAACAGUAGGCUGGGCAACGGAGUGCUCUAUGCCUCUGUGAACCCAGAGUACUUCAGUGCAGCAGAUGUGUACAUUCCUGAUGAGUGGGAGGUAGCCCGGGAGAAGAUCACCAUGAACCGGGAGCUUGGGCAGGGGUCCUUUGGGAUGGUCUAUGAAGGUGUGGCUAAGGGUGUGGUUAAAGAUGAGCCUGAAACCAGAGUGGCCAUUAAGACGGUGAACGAGGCAGCCAGCAUGCGGGAAAGGAUUGAGUUUCUCAAUGAGGCUUCAGUGAUGAAGGAGUUCAAUUGUCACCACGUGGUACGGUUGCUGGGCGUGGUGUCCCAAGGCCAGCCAACGCUGGUCAUCAUGGAACUGAUGACCCGGGGCGAUCUCAAAAGUUACCUCAGGUCUCUGAGGCCGGAAACAGAGCAGAAGAACGUAGUCCUGGAACCUCCCAGUCUGAGCAAGAUGAUCCAGAUGGCUGGCGAGAUUGCCGACGGCAUGGCAUACCUCAACGCCAACAAGUUUGUCCACAGAGACCUCGCGGCCCGCAAUUGCAUGGUGGCCGAGGAUUUCACAGUCAAAAUCGGAGAUUUUGGUAUGACUCGAGAUAUCUAUGAGACAGACUACUACCGGAAAGGAGGCAAGGGCCUGCUGCCCGUGCGCUGGAUGUCCCCGGAGUCACUUAAGGACGGCGUCUUCACCACCCAUUCGGAUGUCUGGUCCUUCGGGGUGGUCCUCUGGGAGAUCGCCACACUGGCUGAGCAGCCAUACCAAGGCUUGUCCAACGAGCAAGUCCUUCGCUUCGUCAUGGAAGGCGGGCUUCUAGACAAACCAGACAACUGCCCCGACAUGCUGUUCGAGCUGAUGCGGAUGUGCUGGCAGUACAACCCCAAGAUGCGGCCCUCCUUCCUGGAGAUCAUCGGCAGCAUCAAGGAUGAGAUGGAGCCGGGCUUCCGCGAGGUCUCCUUCUACUACAGCGAGGAGAACAAGCCCCCCGAAUCCGAGGAGCUGGACCUGGAGCCCGAGAACAUGGAGAGCGUGCCCCUGGACCCCUCGGCCUCCUCCUCCUCCCUGCCUCUGCCCGACAGACACUCAGGACACAAGGCCGAGAAUGGCCCGGGCCCUGGAGUGCUGGUCCUGCGAGCCAGCUUCGACGAGAGACAGCCGUACGCGCACAUGAACGGCGGCCGCGCCAACGAGCGCCCGCUGCCGCUGCCCCAGUCGUCCACCUGCUGAUGCUCGGAGCCGCUGACAGUAACGUGGACGCAGGGGCGGGCCGGGAGAGUGGGGCCCACCAUGGAGUCACAAGCCUCCUGCACCUCAGUGGAUCUUCAGAGCAACCAUGGCUACCCAACGGGGGACAGCUUCUCCGCAGUAAACGCAUUUGGGGUGUUCCUUUUUCAAUAUGCAAGCAGCCUUUUUAUUUCCCUCCCCAAAACACUACUGGGCAAGGGCCUCUACACACCUGAAUGAUAACAAUAGCAACACAGCCGCUCUGCCUCUCUCUCUCCUCUCUCUCUCUCUCUCUCUCUCUCUCUUUCUCUCUCUCCCUUUUCUGCUUCAUAAUGGAAAAAACAAACAACAAACCUCUGCAGCAAGCCCAACCAAGAAGUGUCCCCCCCCACCCCCCCGUGUCUACGCUCCCCGCACCCACCCGCCCGACACCAUAUAUGUCUUUACACAAACAUAGAACACGCACACACACGCACAUAGAGAACAACUUUUUUUUUUUUUAACAAUCUUUAGCCUUUUCAUAGGGCCUUCCAAAAACUUAAAGGGUCAUUGUUCAUCCAUGUUUGUUAACCAUUUUUAUGCUGCCAAAUUUUUGCCAAAAUCCUGGAUUUGUGUUUCCUCCCCUCCCCCCGCCGUGGCCACGCCGCUCUGAGGCACGGGGGGGGGGGGUACAUCCAGCAGGCCCUUGUUCACCUCCGGUUUAAGGGAUGGGUGGGUGAUGGGCCCCAUGACCCCCCUCCUCCGACCCCCCACAUCCACUCAGCUCUCCUUGAUUAUGACAACCAGGCUGUUACGGGGCUGAUGAGAAAACGGGGUUCUCUUCUGUGGACAUUGUGCCAUUCUCUUCCCCAGCCUCCUCCCUACUGACCUCCACCACCCCACCCCAAGGGACACAGACGGGCCGGGGCUGCAGGCGGGCAUUCAGACACACAGUAGCGGGAAGAAUAGCAGGCGACAGAUUCAAGCAUUCUAAGCUCUGUGACUAGGACUUCCUCACGGUCUUACAGUUCUAUGUUAGACCAGGAAAACAUUUGCAUACACGUCGUCUUUAAUGUCACUUUUAUAACUUUUUUAUGAUUCAGAUAUUCAUCUAUAUGUCUGUACAGAAAAAAAAGCUGCUAUUUUUUUUUGGUUAUUGUUCUUUAUCUUUGUGGAUUUAAUCUAUGAAAAGUUACAGGUCUCCUUUUUCUUCUCUUCUGCUCACUCCAAGAAAACUUCUUAAUGCUUUGUACUAGAGUGUGUGAUUUCCGCCUCCCCCCACCCCCUUUUGCUCUUCUCCCAGCAAUGGAUACUUCUGGACCAUAAUUUGCCAUUAACUCUUUGAUGCCUGGUGGUUUUUUGUUGUUGUUGUUUGUUUUUAUCUUUUUGUGGAUUUUUUUUCUCUUUUUAUUUUGGUUUUUCUUUUGUUUUUUGGAGGGUUUUUUUUUAAUGUAAAUACAUCUCUCCCUUUCCUGCUGUCCCCAGUCCCAUUCGUUGUAUUCUAACCUGUAGGUUCUGUGGACACAAGGUUAGGGCAUGAGCAGAUGGGGCUGGGGUGGAGGCCACAGGACCUCGUUCCCCUCUGUGGUCAGGUGCCCCUUCUGUCCCAGACCAGACGUGAUACAAACUCAGGUCAGAAAACAAAACAGAAUAGCUCACAUGUCCUUGUUGGGUAUUUGUCCUCCUCAUUGUCUUAUCUGUCACUUUCCCUUGCCGCUCUUUUGGUGGUAACAUGCAUCUAUCUGUAUUUAGAGAGAGAGAGAGAUUCUUGGGUACAACAGCAGUAUUCAACUGCAGACACUUAGGCAUUUGGAAUGCUGAUUUUUUUUGAUCAUUUUUAUUUCAUGACUAUUUAAUCCUUCCAUCCCCUGAAACACCUGUACAGCAAGCAGAAUGUGGCUUGGCCAUCUUCAUCGGACCUACCUGUGCCUUACAGCCACAGCAGGCCGGUGGUGGGGGAGGGUGCUGCGCACGGGGCCUGCCAGCCUGAGUGCGAACAGGGCAGUGCUAGCUGCACAGCAGCCCCGGAUUCCUUCAUUCUCUCCUAGGAGAUGGGAGCCUGGCCUUGGCGGGCCUUCCUUGGCUGGGAAUCUCGGUCCUGGGGUGCAGGAAGGACAGAGUCUUGCUCGAUUACGUUUUGUUUUUCACAGCACACGCAUUGCUUCUGGGAUGAAAUGUUAAAAAAAAAAAAAUGAGUGAGCACAAAGCUCAAAGAUGAUGACUGCUAGUCGUGGCUGGAGAUUAAAUCCAGAAAAGCAAAGGUGCCAAGCUUUUCUGCUUGUGAGUAGAUUCAGUCUCAGCUUUCUUACUAGCCUCAGUCAGUGUUUCCCCUUAAAAAGAAAAAAAAAAGAAAACGCUAAAUAAGAACGUAUUAUGAGUAGUUUUCUUUUAAUUUAUUUUGUGAUACCAGUAGAGAAUCCCCCAUUAUGAACUUAAAGGCAAAGGUUAGAAUGUGUGUAUGUGUGUGUGUGUGUGUGUGCAGGACAGGAUAGUUUUGGGGGUGUUUUGGUUAUUGCUUUUCAAACAUUUAUCUACCUCACUCUUAUUUUUUUAUAUGUGUAUAUAGGGAAAAAAAA
Messenger RNA from Dipodomys ordii (Ord's kangaroo rat), 6741 nucleotides. It is a transcript of the gene Igf1r, whose product is annotated as insulin-like growth factor 1 receptor. The coding region runs from base 80 to 4189 and encodes 1369 amino acids. Gene Ontology annotation, cellular component: insulin receptor complex; axon; membrane. Lineage: Eukaryota; Metazoa; Chordata; Mammalia; Rodentia; Heteromyidae. Gene Ontology annotation, molecular function: ATP binding; insulin receptor activity; insulin receptor substrate binding. The transcript has 21 exons. The record is from RefSeq and is a predicted model, not a curated record. Gene Ontology annotation, biological process: positive regulation of MAPK cascade; positive regulation of phosphatidylinositol 3-kinase/protein kinase B signal transduction; regulation of JNK cascade.